Molecule: messenger RNA, 1099 nt
Organism: Acanthisitta chloris (rifleman)
Lineage: Eukaryota; Metazoa; Chordata; Aves; Passeriformes; Acanthisittidae
Gene: SUGCT
Product: succinyl-CoA:glutarate-CoA transferase
Exons: 9
Molecular function (GO): catalytic activity
Source: RefSeq, a predicted model, not a curated record
AUGAUAGUUUGUUUUAUGUACUUGUCCUUGAUUGAUUUAUGUACUUCUCUUUCUGUUUUAGGUUAUGGUCAAACUGGUCCAGUGGCUCAGAGAAGUGGAUAUGACUCCAUUGCUGCUGCUGUUUCUGGUCUUAUGCAUAUCACAGGGCAUGAGGAUGGUGAGCCAGUUAGACCAGGAGUAGCCAUGACAGAUCUUGCUACUGGAUUGUAUACAUAUGGAGCAAUUAUGGCUGGUUUGCUUCAGAGGUAUAAGACAGGCAAAGGACUACACAUUGACUGCAAUCUCUUGUCAACUCAGGUUGCAUGUCUCACUCAUGUAGCAGCUAAUUACCUUAAUUGCAAAAUUGAAGCAAGACGCUGGGGUACUGCUCAUGGGAGUAUUGUUCCAUAUCAGGCUUUUAAGACCAAGGAUGGCUACAUUGUGGUGGGAGCUGGAAACGAUCAUCAGUUUGUCACUGUGUGCAAGAUCCUGAAUUUGCCUGAAGUUAGCAAAGAUUCCAGAUACAAAACUAAUACACUCAGAGUCCAGAACAGAAAAGAACUUAUUGACAUAUUUUCAAGCCGGUUUUCAGAAAAAGCAACGAUGGAAUGGUUGCAGCUUUUUGAAGGUAGUGGGGUUCCAUAUGGCCCAAUCAACAAUAUGCAGCAAGUAUUCUCGGAUCCUCAGGAGCGGUGCUCCAUCCAGCCCUCCGAUCAUCUUCAUGGCUCUCCUUAUGACUUGCUCCAACAGGUCAAUGUCCUUCCUGUGCUGAAGACUCCUAAUCUGGACACAAUACUCCAGGUUCCUCUGGAUGGCAUCCCAUCCUUCAGGCAUGCUAACAGCACUAUUCAGCUUGGUGUCAUCUGCAAACUCGAUGACGUAUUGUACCAUUUGUCACCAAGAUGUACUGUGUGGGUGUCAACAAUCAUGAAAGUGUAUGCCAGCUCAGCUGUCAGUAAUGCUGCAAAGGAUGCUCUAGACUGGUACAAGCCAAAGAGAGAAAUUUUGGGAGUGGGCUGGAAUAAUGCAAGGGAUGACUGGAAGCAAUGUGACGAAAUAGGAAGAAAGAGAAUCAAAGGAGAUGACAUGAACUGGUCUAAUGGAACUCAAUUGGCUACAG